CCAAUACAAUGGAAAUGCAAUACCAAGCAGAGUCCACCAGUACCUGGGUAGUACUCGAUUCUGCAGCAGCUCUGGACAGGAUACAAAGUCUUGCGUCGGAAAAUGCUGUCGUCAUAUUCAGCCUCAGCACGUGCUGCAUGUGUCACGCCGUCAAGAGACUCUUCACCAGCAUGGGUGUUCAUCCCACAGUUCACCACCUCGAUGAUCACUCAAUUGCAGGAAAACAGAUGGAGAUGGCGCUCGGUGGCCCCUCAGCCGUCCCGGUUGUCUUCGUCGGAGGCAAGCUGCUCGGUCCCAUGGACCAUGUUAUGGCCUCACAUAUCAACGGCUCACUCCUGCCGCUUCUUAAGGCUGCCGGUGCCCUCUGGCUCUAGAUCAUCUAGAUCUAUGCUACUUAGUAGUUAUAUAUUAGUAUGUUAGUAGUAUGGUGGGAAGAGGAGCUAGCUCCAUUUUUGAAAUACAACAUCACUAUGUCUCC
This is a messenger RNA of Impatiens glandulifera, 478 nucleotides long. RefSeq names its product glutaredoxin-C3-like. The coding region runs from base 9 to 374 and encodes 121 amino acids. Gene Ontology annotation, cellular component: nucleus; cytoplasm. The record is from RefSeq and is a predicted model, not a curated record. Gene Ontology annotation, biological process: anther development; negative regulation of DNA-templated transcription. The transcript has a single exon. Lineage: Eukaryota; Viridiplantae; Streptophyta; Magnoliopsida; Ericales; Balsaminaceae.